AUGGGCGGACGGAGAGGCGACAGCUUCGAGGGCGUGAGCACUGACCGCCUCAAGCUGGAGCUGCUGGAGGAAAUCCACAGGAAGGAGGUAGUACAACUCUCCAUGCUUGAAAUAAAACACAAAAUAACGGAACUGGAGGCCAAACUCUGUGCUGACAAUGAAGGUGGUGAAUGGAAAACCCGUUAUGAGACACAACUUGAACUGAACAAUCAGCUAGAAAAGCAAAUUGUUUCUCUUGAAGAGAAAAUGGAAAAAAUUCGUGGAAACCCUUCAGACAGACUGUCUUCUAUCCGUGUCUAUGAACGAAUGCCAGUGGAAUCCUUAAAUACAUUACUUAAACAGCUAGAAAAAGAAAAAAGGAGUCUUGAAAAUCAAGUGAAAGACUAUGCACUUAGAUUGGAACAAGAAUCAAAGGCUUACCAUAAGACCAACAGUGAGCGCCGCACAUACCUGGCUGAAAUGUCUCAGGUAGCUGGCUCACAUCAAGUUUCUAAAAGGCAGCAGAUGGACCAACUGCCUAGAAUGAAAGAGAAUCUAAUGAAAACGGGGAAAUCUUAUUCAGUUAAUCAGAAGACAAUGAGUGCCAAGAAGGGACCAGUGAAGAAGAUGACAAGAACCAGCUACCUUCCAAAACUCAACCCGUGAUUCCACAACUGUGCGGACUUGUAAUUCUUCUUUUUUCACCUCUGAUACUCAGUUUGCAAAGUGAAUGUUCAACACACUUUUUUCAGGGAAUGAAAUAGAUAAGAGCUCCCAAACCUCACUUUAGCUUCUCUUCCAGAAGUUCAUUCCUUUCUUUGCAUGAAAGCAAUUUUCUCACAACUCUAAGAUACCUAGCAGUGUUUGUGACUGUUAAGAAAUACUAAGAAAGCUGAAGGUUGACCUCAGCUCGUUUGCCUUUGAUAAUACACCCAUAUAUGUAUACCCACACCUACCCAUGAUCUGCUCUGAUAGUCGCACUGCUUUAUAUCUGGUUUCUAGUUGGCCAUUAGCUAAAAAUAUGAGGCCAUCAAAUUAUUUUGCUAAUUUAGGCUCUACUAUGUUUGGUUCUUAAAUUCAAGUUUAAACAAAGCUGCAAAUCAAAAGCAUUUUAAACAUUUAGACUUGAAAUAUCAUAGUAUAGCCGAACAGCUUUGA
Messenger RNA from Loxodonta africana (African savanna elephant), 1137 nucleotides. It is a transcript of the gene CCDC169, whose product is annotated as coiled-coil domain containing 169. Bases 1 to 645 code for a protein of 214 amino acids. The transcript has 8 exons. The record is from RefSeq and is a predicted model, not a curated record. Lineage: Eukaryota; Metazoa; Chordata; Mammalia; Proboscidea; Elephantidae.